Messenger RNA from Drosophila kikkawai, 285 nucleotides. RefSeq lists its product as uncharacterized. The record is from RefSeq and is a predicted model, not a curated record. NCBI's taxonomy places the organism in Eukaryota, Metazoa, Arthropoda, Insecta, Diptera, Drosophilidae.
AUGCAUUCGCUGGCCAAAUCCAAGUCCACUCGAGUGGGUCAACCGCCUUUGUUUACCCACUUUGAUGCAACGUUUGCGCUGUGCUGUCAAAGAAAUAACGAAACGAUUUGCUCAUCUGUUGAUAUUUGCAUUUCGCAAUGGUCUCGGGGCAGAAUAUGCCUCCGCUUCUCGGCUCCUCCUCCCCACCAGAAUGCACAGGUCGAGUGUGCUAAAGAUUUCGCCAUGGACCCGGCGACUUCUACGACCUCUCAGGGCCUGAACUCCGCCACUCGAGCAGCCACAUAA